AUGGCAGUUUCAUUGAAUUCAGUCAUUGGGUUCAACGCCACGCUGCAAGCCAAGCAUCGGCAGCAUGACUUUAGAUCCCCAGCCAUGUCUUUGCCCGCAUUCUCACACCCGUUGGCAACAUUUCGCUCCACAUCAAAGCUACAACGUUGGGUUGCAGAUAACGAUCGAGCUACCACCGACACCAACAAACUCAAUCCAGUCGUCCCCAUUGAGCAAUUGAAAGCCUCCCCUGAAGAAGGUCAACCACCAGCACCAGCACCAGCACCGCCGCAACCAAGGCCCAAAAGAUCAUCACCACUAACAGCUAGGGAGAGAUUGAAGGCCGCUCGAGUCCUCAGUCGAUACCCGGAAAAGAAGCCAACCAAGCCAGACAUGGGGAAGAAAGUGCUUGAUGCUUUGAGGGAGAGUGAUAAGGGCAAGAAGAGAUCAAGACUCCCUGAAGCACCAACCAACAUGUUGGAUGAUGCCAAGAGAGGGAUGCCGAAUCCGGGAUGGACGUUUGACUUCCCGGGGGGUAAUGAUCUGCUGGUCAUUGCCUUCUCGUUUGUGUUCAUCAGCACCGUCAUGUUUGCCACCACUUUCCUUGUCUGGAAAGUUGGUGCCAUCCACUUUAACGAGUUCUGA
This is a messenger RNA of Linum trigynum, 624 nucleotides long. The record is from the annotation of a GenBank genome assembly. NCBI's taxonomy places the organism in Eukaryota, Viridiplantae, Streptophyta, Magnoliopsida, Malpighiales, Linaceae.